GACUGGUGCACAAUACGAAGCUACUGUUGUUCACAUUUGUGAAAAAGAAGAUUAUGUUAUUUUGAAGAAUCGUGAAAAAGUUGUAGAUCGUGAUUGUCCUUUGCAACAAUGCGAAGUGAUGAGGAAAUUCGUUGUUUGUGGUUUUGCAAAGGGCCUUCCAGAAGUGGCGUUUAAACGUGGAAUUGUGUACAGCAUUUAUCCCUACGUAUAUGAAAACGAGGGCAAACGUUUUGGCCCAUUUGUUUAUGGCACUGCCAGAACUUCUCCAGGGGAUUCUGGCGCCGCCUGCUUUGGAACAUGUGGGUUAAUGGCAAUCAACCUCGGUAUUACAUGCAUGCCCUUAAAAUAUCACGAUGUAGCAACCUCCGAGGCAGCAAUCUUUUCACCAAAUAAUUACAUGUUGCCUGCAGUAAGACUUCUCGAAGUAGUGGCGAAAUUGGAACCGAAGAAACCUCCCAAGAGCCCAGAUCGUGUAAUCAAGAUUGACGGAUACGGCAAAUUCGGAUUUUAGAUGUCUCAAUUAUGGAUCAAUUUCGCAUUUAAUUAUGAUUUAUGACGGUAGGGGACCAUUGUGUACCGCCGUUUGUGUAC
Molecule: messenger RNA, 591 nt
Organism: Meloidogyne enterolobii
Lineage: Eukaryota; Metazoa; Nematoda; Chromadorea; Rhabditida; Meloidogynidae
Source: the annotation of a GenBank genome assembly